UGCGCAAAUCAUUGUGUUGUUGUGAAGUCCCGGGGAAAUUUGUCACUUCGUCGUUUGCGUUUGUAUCGCGUCGGAGAAAUGAACGAAGAAUUGAGUGUAGCGGUGUGGAGAGGUGAUAUUGAGUCAGUAACGCGUCUUUUGGAUACUCAAGUUGAUAUCAAUGGACGUGAUUUCGUCGGGGACACUCUUCUGAUAAAAGCGUGUUGGAAGGAGAACAAGGAGAUUGUUGAGUUGCUGCUCACUAUCAGAUGUUAAUGUGACUGGCAUGGUGAGUUGAUUGAGUGUGUGAAAGUGUGAUGUGUUGUUGAUAAGAUGAUAGAUAUCAACUAGAUGUAACAAUGUAAUCCAACAAUCAACGUUUUCGUUUCUUCUUGCUGGUCAAGAGGCAGCAGUGUUGACUUGUGACUGGCUGAAGCAGCCAUUGCGUGCAGAGAUGAAUAAUCUUGUUGGUUUUUAUUUCAUUCAACUUGGACUGUUGGAGACUAUUUUUGCAGUAGUUAUUGUCUUAUCAGGUCGUCUUCAUUUUCUAUUCUCUUUUCUCUUGCAGCAUGUGUACAGUGUGAUGGAGGAAUAAUGAUAAUAAUACAUUCUUGUGUAUGCAGUUGGGAUUUACAGCUUUGAUUGUAUGUACAAUCAAUGGAUCAGAAGAUAUUGUUGAUCUACUACUGAAUGUCAAAGAUAUUAAUGUGAUGAAGAAGACUCGUGUGGACGGAAUGACAGCCAUCCAUUGGGCUGCAGUGAAUAAUCACGUGACCAUUGUAGAGAGACUUUUGUCUUGUUCUGUUCCUGUUGAUAUCAAUGAUAAUGAUGGUUGCACACCACUGUGGUGGGCUGCCCUUUAUGGUCAUGUGCGUUGUGUUGAUGUUCUCCUAAAACAUGGAGCGAGUCCCUAACAUGAGAGUGAGAGUGAAGGAUCACCACUGGAGAUUGCUGAGAUAUGUGAUCACAGUGAUGUGGUUGAGAUGAUGGAAGAAGCCAUAAGAUUGAGAUCUCAUCCUUAUGUAAAGGGAGAUGUGUCUAUCAUGAAACAUCAAUAUGAAGAGACAAUUGCUGAACUGCAGAGUGAAGUGGAGAAGAUGAAAGAAGAAUUAAGACAAUCAUUUCUUCCCCAUGAAGUCACAAUGUUGAUAAAUAAGAUCCAAGAGAAAGGGGAGGAAAUGAGAUGUCUCGUGUGUGCUCUUGCUAGCAGAAUGGCAAGUGAGAAAGUUGGAGAAGGUCACACGACUUCAGCCGAGUGUCACAUGUCGUCACAAGCGGCAGGAACGGCAAAUCAACUGACCCCGAUGUUGGUAGCAAACAGCAGAUGUACGGAGCGAGAGAUGGUGGCUGUAGCUGAUAAAGUCCGUUCUUAUUGGCAGAAAUUUGUUUCCGUUCUCUCUCCAUUCUUGUUUGCAGUGGAUGAGAUAAGAGUUAUAGAACGUGAAACUGCAGACUUAUUUAUUCAAAGCAGAAGAGCAUUGGACAAGUGGGACAAUCACUUUGCUGCUCAAGCCAAUCGUCGGUUAAUAAUACAGACAUUGUGUGACAUUGGACAAACCAGUCAAGCAGUAGAUGUUUUUGGUCGUGACUUGGUGGAGAAUGUCUGUCCACCCAAAUGAUUGUGUUUGUCAAUUGUUGUGGACGUGAUGUGUUAGUCUUUGCAGAGAACAUGAUCUUUUGCGUUUGUAAUGCUUGAUGCAUUUUGCUAUGUAUUUUAGUGUUUAGUGCUUUUUCUAGAUUAUAAUUGUAGCUUAUGCACAAUAAAAUAUAAAAUAAACUACAUAG
Messenger RNA from Corticium candelabrum, 1764 nucleotides. RefSeq lists its product as uncharacterized. The record is from RefSeq and is a predicted model, not a curated record. The transcript has 9 exons. NCBI's taxonomy places the organism in Eukaryota, Metazoa, Porifera, Homoscleromorpha, Homosclerophorida, Plakinidae. Bases 963 to 1598 code for a protein of 211 amino acids.